Messenger RNA from Racocetra persica, 420 nucleotides. The record is from the annotation of a GenBank genome assembly. NCBI's taxonomy places the organism in Eukaryota, Fungi, Glomeromycota, Glomeromycetes, Diversisporales, Gigasporaceae.
GCACUUUUAGAUAGAGAAAUCCAUAUAUGGCGUGAGCUCUUUCAUCCUAAUAUUGUACCGAUGAUUAUGUGUAAAGAGGAUGAUCAUGCUACCUAUGUGUUUUCUGAAUAUUGCUCAGGAGGUUUACGAUAUUUACAUAAUGACAUGAAAUUAGUACAUAAAGAUAUAAAAUUGGAUAAUAUAUUAUUGGAUAAGGAAGGCACAUGGAAAAUUUGUGACUUUGGUUUGACUGAAUUUCAAAAUAAUGCAAAUGGUUUUGACGAUCUUUGUGAUGAAGAAGCUGGAGGAUCUAUUGCUUAUUGUGCACCAGAACAGGCGCGUAGCAAAACCUCUAUAAAGAAUCCGGCAGUUGACAUAUGGAGCCUAGGUGUUGUGCUUUAUGCUCUUAUGACGAAUAAAUUACCUUUUAUGGAUGAUUUC